Messenger RNA from Coffea arabica (coffee), 1541 nucleotides. RefSeq names its product 4-hydroxybenzoate geranyltransferase 2. The record is from RefSeq and is a predicted model, not a curated record. Gene Ontology annotation, molecular function: prenyltransferase activity. Gene Ontology annotation, biological process: ubiquinone biosynthetic process. Gene Ontology annotation, cellular component: mitochondrial inner membrane. NCBI's taxonomy places the organism in Eukaryota, Viridiplantae, Streptophyta, Magnoliopsida, Gentianales, Rubiaceae.
UUUGUUUUGUAACUACAUGUAGAGCUGUUCCCCUAAGCUUCCAUGCCAACCUCUCACAACAAUUUCUCUUGGGGACUUUAACAAAAUGGCCCAAGCUUCCAAGCUCAGUCAUGGCAUCCUCUCAUAGUUUCUCUGGGAUUUUUCCCAUCUCCAACUUCAACCAUCAACCUCAUCCCUCCAUAGCUCUCUCCAAAUCCUCCAUCAAACCAGCCAAAUCAAUCUCCAAAAUCAACCCUUCUAGUGUGGAAAACUCAGCCACAUUCAACCAUUCUUCGAUAAAGGAUACCAGAUUUCUUGGUAGAGGCUGUAACCUAACAUAUCAAGCUCCACGAUUAUCAGCAUCAUCAAAGUCAUUAGAGCAGAGUGAAGAUGAAAAACCUGCUUCUUCUUCUUGGAUUGAAUCGGUUUUUCCUGAAAAAGCUCGGCCUUAUGCCUACCUAGUCCGGUUGGACAAGCCGAUCGGCACGUUGUUAAUUGCAUGGCCAUGUAUGUGGUCACUAGCAUUCGCGGCGAACCCCGGCAGCCUUCCUGAUGUGAAGAUGUUGGCAUUCUUUUUCUUGGUGUCUUUCUUGACGAGAAACAUUGGAUGCACCAUUAACGAUUACCUUGAUAAGGAUUUCGAUGCACAGGUGGAGAGAACCAAAGGAAGGCCUCUGGCCUCUGGCUCAAUCACCGGAUUUCAAGCCCUUCGUUUCCUUGGCAUCCAAUUGCUAAUUGGUUAUGGAGUUCUUCUCCCAGUAAACGAACUAAGCCGUCUACUAUGGGCUUCAUCCUUACCGUUGAUCUUCAUUUACCCGCUUAUGAAGAGAAUAACAUACUGGCCUCAAGCCCUAUUGGGACUGGCUAUGAACUGGGGAGUAUUAUGCUCCUGGGCUGCUGUGAAAGGAAGUCUUGAUCCUACUAUUGUUUUCCCACUUCUUGUUGGAUGCUUCUUUUGGACUCUAGAGUAUGAUACAAUAUAUGCACAUCAGGAUAAAAAGGAUGACGUGAAAGCGGGUGUCAAAUCUACAGCUUUGCUAUUGGGCGAAUCAACAAAAUUGUGGUCUGCUAGUUUUGGAGCGGCAUCCAUUGCUUGUUUUGCUCUAGCCGGAUUGAAUGCUCAUAUUGGAUGGCCAUUUUAUGCAUUGCUAGUAGCUGCUUCCGGUCACAUAGCUUGGCAAAUUUGGGAUGUUGACCUAUCAAACCCGGCAGACAGUUUCAGAAAAUUUGCAUCAAAUAAAUGGUUUGGUGGAAUUGUCUUUAGUGCAAUCCUAUUCGGAAGAUUCCUUUCCUAGAGGCAAAGAAACUUGGUGUCAACUACUGCAAAAGGGAGAGUUGGAAAUGAUUAAAUUCAAUCAUCUUUUGAAAAUAUAAUGUUACAGAUAUAGUAAUGCUCCAAAAAACGCAUAACAACCUUGGGGACUGUGCUGGAUGAGGGAUUGAAUCCUCAACCAUUGGCAAUUGUAAUACACUAUCCCAUUAAUAGUGUCAUAUUUUAUUUUUCAAGAUGUGCAAUCAAAACAUUCCUAAUGAUUUUUAUAAUCUAAUAUCCCUUGCUUCCA